AUGGAUCCAACAAAUUUUUUAAUACAAUAUAAUGAAUUCAUUGAAGACAUUAAAGAAAAUAUAGAGAUGAUAAAAGUGCUUGAUGAGAGAAUCAGAGAUAGAAAACAAAUACUUUUAAUGAAUAAUGAUGAAAAAGUUGCUGAAAUAGAAAGGCUAAGAAAAAAGGUUACAAGUUAUGAAAAAGAACAAAGAAGAACAGAAAAAGAAAAUGAAAAAAUAGAAGAUAUGACUCCUGAAGAAAUUAAAGCAAAGUAUAUUAAACAAAAAGUUUUAUUAGGAAAGUGUAGAGUAGCCGUUGAAUAUUUCAAAACAGGUCGUGAUCAGGCACUACAAGAAGUUGAUAAAUUAAAGAAACAAAUAGAAGAUAAAACUGAUAGUUUCAAAAAUACAAUUGUUUGUGAUGUUAAGAAAGAGAUAGAAGACAUGAGGAGUUUCCAAGAGAUUCAAUCAAAUAAUCAUCUUAAAAAUCUUAAAAUACUUGAGGAUCAAUCCAAAUUGUAUCAUGCAUAUUGGCAACAAACAAAAACAGACUUUUCCGAUUUUAAAAAGGAAAGUGAAGAUAAAAUCAAGAAAUUAAGUGAUAUUAAUGAAAACUUAAGUCGUGGUAUAAAGGAACGUGAUGAAAAAAUUAAAGAUUUAAAUGGUAUUAUUGAAAACUUAAACCACACAGAUACUUAUCUGAAAUCUACUACUCCGACAAUUGCUUCAGAAGAAUCAAAAGAAUUAGAACAACAAAAAACUGUAGAAAUAAAGGGGGAUAUUCAACCAUUAAUUGCACAACCUGCUAUUAUUCCUGUUGAAGAAGGUUAUUCUAGUACUAAUAAAGAAGAUGACAGAGAUUCUGUAGUUCGAAAAGAUACUUUAACAAUUAAUCAACAAAAAUCAUUAAGUCAAACAUUACCAAAAAGUAUAGAAGUAAAAGACACUAAAGAAGGAUUACAAACAGAAAUUCAACAAGAAGUGACUAAAGAAAAUGUAAUUGGUCAAAUACCAAAAUUGGAAGAAAUAAAACAAACAAAUAAAAUCAACGAUAAAAGCCUUGAAACUAAAAAGGCAAUUUUAGCAAAGGGACUAGCUUAUUUGAUUCAUGCACAAUCUGAUAAUUGA
Molecule: messenger RNA, 1107 nt
Organism: Entamoeba nuttalli P19
Lineage: Eukaryota; Evosea; Mastigamoebida; Endamoebidae
Exons: 1
Coding region: 1-1107 (368 amino acids)
Source: RefSeq, a predicted model, not a curated record